AUGUCCACCAAGUUUCCCACUACUACCGUCACUCCCAUCGAAAUGGUGUCUCAAGCUCAGGUCCUCGAUCGCUCCGUCCCGCCGCAAAGCGCUGCCUCCUCCGUGUCGCGCCAUUCUCAUUCCAGCCGGCGACAUCGUUCCAGUCGUUCCCAUCAUGGAGGACUCACCCAUCAACAGCAAAACGACUUUCCUAUUUUCACGCACACGGGCGAUGUCGAGAUUGUGGUACGCGCAGGGGACCAGGAGCGACGCUAUCUCCUGCACCGAUUGAUAUUGGCGCAAUGCUCGGGCUUCUUCGAGGCCAGUACCCGCGAGGAGUGGUCGCGACAAUCCAUGCCGAGGCCGCCAAACCUGGACACGGGCGUCCUGUCGAGGAUUAGUGAGGAUGCCUCUUCGCUAUCAAACGGGUCAACCCUGGCCCAAUCGGAGAGUGGAGGAUCCGCUUGGUCGGUCGAAAAGAGACGCUGGAGGUAUGAACUGGACUGGGUAAACAAGGAGGAGGAUGAAGAGCCAAUUCUGGUACAAAAGCCUCCCAGCUUUUCCAGCGCAUUUGGUUGCGAUUCGGGACAAUAUCCGCCAUCCGUGACCAAACCGUCCAGCUCUCAAACAGGGUUCGUCCGGUCGAUGGCCAACCUGGCCGGGAUGCAGUCGGUGGUCAAUCUCCCCCAUCGAUCUGGGACGGCACACCCACCCACAAAUCCCAUCGUUCGCGAUUACGAUAAUCUGUUCCGCCUGUUCUACAACUACCCGCCGCUGCUCAACAGUGUCAAUAUCGCAACCGCCUAUGCCGAGUGCCGGGCCUUGCUCAACCUGGCCGACAUGUACGAUGCGCUACCGGUGACCGGACCUCGCGUUGACCACCAUCUUCUAGGCUUUGGCUCGCGUCUCUUCAAGCAGAUCGCCAAGUAUCCCCCGAGCUACCUGAAACUGGGCUACCUGGCGCGCAGCCGCGUCAUUUUCUCCGAGGCCCUCAUCCACGUCGUGGGACAAUGGCCAGCCGGCCUGCCCCAUCUGCGCAACGGACCGUAUUCGCCGCUCCCCAACUCCGUCCUGGACAUCAUCGAAGAUAAGGUCGAGGACCUCGAAGACCUGAAGGCGCGUAUCGACUCCAAGCUCCUGCGGCUCACCCUGACCACCUCCCGCGGCGAGCGUGUCAGUCCCACCAACGCCUACUUAGAUUGGCUGGCUGUCUCGCUCUUCCGACAAUGGCUCGUCGACAGCACGACGCCCCCGCCGACUCCGAUCCUCAAGAACUCCUCGGCGAACGCACACGCCAGCACCAGCACCCAUGGCAUCCGCAGUUCGCAAUCGACGAGCCACCGCCCCACGGACUCGACUUCCAAGACCACCACCACGACAACCACAACCGCCGCACCACCCUGGUCCGCCGCACGAGUCUACCGACUCAUCGGCUCCUCCAGCAGCCAAGCCUACCUAUCACACGAGGACCUGAAACGAUUCCUCAAAGUGCACCCAACCCCUUCCUCCGAAUCGCUAUACACCCGUGAAGUUCUGAAACGAUUCGAGCGCAAAAUGGACGAAAUCAAGCGGCUGGCCCGCGAGAUAGUCAAGCCGCUCAUGCGCAAUUUCCUCGAACUGGAUCUGAAAGGUAGCGAAUACGGAGAGGGAGGGUUGCCGUAUUUGACCUGCACUAAAGUCGACGACGAAGAUAUCCCCUGGGAGUGA
Aspergillus luchuensis is the source of this 1686-nucleotide messenger RNA. Its product is annotated as BTB/POZ domain-containing protein. The transcript is spliced from 2 exons. Gene Ontology annotation, molecular function: protein binding. NCBI's taxonomy places the organism in Eukaryota, Fungi, Ascomycota, Eurotiomycetes, Eurotiales, Aspergillaceae. The record is from RefSeq and is a predicted model, not a curated record. Bases 1 to 1686 code for a protein of 561 amino acids.